ACGCAGACCGAGCCCUCUGGGAGCCCAGGGCAUGCUGGGAAGCCGCCGGGCCCCUGACCCGGAAGGGCCGCGCAGCGUCCUUCUCCACGAUUCCCUAGCAACAGGGCGGCCGCACAGCGCCAGGCUGUCCCGCUCCGCGAUGCCGGUGCAGGUGGGCGAGAUCAGCUGGCAGCAGACCCCGGCUGCCGUCCUUCUGUCGCUGCCCCUGCGGGGCGUGUGCGCUCGAGAUGCCGACGUGUUCUGCACGGAAAGUUACCUGAAGGUCAACUUUCCUCCAUUUUUAUUUGAGGCUUUUCUCUACGCUCCCAUAGAUGAUGCCAACAGCAAAGCCAAGAUUGGGAAUGACAUGAUUCUCUUCACUUUAUAUAAAAAAGAACCAAUCAUGUGGGAGACCCUUUGUGUAUCAGGUGUUGACAAAGAGAUGAUGCGGACAAUAAGAGAAAAAUCUAUUUUGCAAGCACAAGAGAGAGCAAAAGAGACUACAGAAGCAGCGGCUGCAGCCAAGCGGGAGGAUCAGAGAUACGCAUUGAGUGUCAUGAUGAAGAUUGAAGAAGAAGAGAGGAAAAAAAUAGAAGAUAUGAAAGAAAAUGAACGAAGGAAAGCAACUAAAGAAUUGGAAGUCUGGAAAAAGUGUCAAAGAGAAGCUGAAGAGCAGAAAAGAAUCCAGAGAAAAGAGAAAUGUCAGCAGAAGCAAGCUAAAGAAGAAAGAGAAAAAGCAAAACCUAAAAGUUUUACUAGAAGCUCAGCAUCCAGCCAUCGUCCCCCACAAGGGAGAAAUUCGGAAAACAUAUUUUCUGAGGAUGACAGCAUUCCUGCUCCUCGCUCCGUCGGCAGUAUUAAGAUCAGCUUUACUCCUCGAGUGUUCCCAACUGCUCUUCGAGAGUCACAAGUAGCUGAAGAGGAGGAGUGGCUGUGUAAACAAGCUGAGGCACGAAGAGCAAUGAAUACUGAUAUUCCUGAAUUUUGUGAUUUAAAAGAAGAAGAAAAGAAUCCAGACUGGUUGAAGGAAAAAGGAAACAAAUUGUUUGCAACAGAAAACUAUUUGGCAGCAGUUAAUGCAUACAAUUUAGCCAUAAGAUUAAGUAACAAGAUUCCAUUAUUGUAUUUGAAUCGGGCUGCUUGUCACCUAAAACUAAAGAACUUGCACAAGGCCAUUGAAGAUUCUUCUAAGGCACUGGAAUUAUUGACACCACCUGUUGCAGACAAUGCUAAUGCAAGAAUGAAGGCACAUAUCCGACGGGGCACAGCAUUCUGUCAACUAGAGUUGUAUGUAGAAGGCUUGCAAGAUUAUGAAGCUGCACUUAAGAUUGAUCCAUCCAACACAGUUGUACAAAAUGAUGCUGAGAAGAUUCGGGAUAUAAUUCAAGGAACAGAAUUAAAGUCUUCAUGAGUACUAGAGACAGCUAGGUAUAGUACCAGGUAUUGUUUUAAGUUUCUCAAAAAUAACUGCAGAUGUUAGGAAUCUUUGUACACACUGUGGUCAACUGUGUAGAACCAUUGUUUAGGGCCCUAGCUCUGUAGAGAGCAAAAUCCUAUGAAACUUUAGAAAACGAAGUGCUUGGUGAGUCAUUUCCAAAAUAAGAGCAGUCUGUUUGAACUCUUAUUAGCUUGUAACAUACACUUUGUUGUUGCUGUUAAUGAACUGUACUUGCUUUCAUAACAGAAUUGGUAUUGGUGUGAUGUCCAGGAUACUUACUGAUAGAUUUUAUUAAUAUAUUUAAUUGUCUGAAUGACUGACUUUGCGGUAAUGAAUAGUGAUAAUUUUUAGUCAGUCUAUAGAUACACAGACCAGAUUUUCUCUUUCUACUGCCCGUUGUUUGUUGUUGGAUUUGCUGGGGUGUGGCAUCGUGUAGCACAUCCAAAAUCCGAGCACCAUAGCCCCUGAGCAGAGGAAUGAAGGGUUCCAGGAAUGCCUGGUCUGCAUAGUGAAACCUUGUCUCAAAAAGAUGUGUAGAAACCAACAACAAAACCCAUAUUACUUUGAAAGCCUUUAUUUGAAUUUUAGUUACAGUUAAAAAACAAAAUUCAGGGCUGGAAAGAUGGCUCAGUGGUUAAGAGUACUGGCUGCACUUGCAGAGGACCCUGGUUUGGUUC
Molecule: messenger RNA, 2094 nt
Organism: Nannospalax galili (Upper Galilee mountains blind mole rat)
Lineage: Eukaryota; Metazoa; Chordata; Mammalia; Rodentia; Spalacidae
Gene: Dnaaf4
Product: dynein axonemal assembly factor 4
Exons: 9
Coding region: 32-1390 (452 amino acids)
Biological process (GO): cilium movement; heart development; inner dynein arm assembly
Molecular function (GO): nuclear estrogen receptor binding
Source: RefSeq, a predicted model, not a curated record